This is a messenger RNA of Lymnaea stagnalis (great pond snail), 1557 nucleotides long. The record is from the annotation of a GenBank genome assembly. NCBI's taxonomy places the organism in Eukaryota, Metazoa, Mollusca, Gastropoda, Lymnaeidae.
CUACGACUGAUGCCCUCUGUUCAAAACCACAUCGAAGCGGUGCAGCAGUUCCUGGUUUUAAACAACUGGCGGUUUGUCGUCUUGAUUGUUGAGCAGGGUGACGAAGGAACUGAAAUAUCCGAAACUUUUCGUGCGUGGGCCAAGUUAACGCGCAUCUGCGUGGAAGUCAGCAUCACCCUGGACGAGAUGAUCGACAACAAGCACAUCAUCCAUCUCUUGCUGUCGCCGACCACCCCAAAAGUUACCGUUGUGUUCGCAUCGAAAGACAAACUCUUAGAAUUGGUCCGCUCCAUCAAGGCCAGCAAUGCCACCAACCGUUUCGUCUGGAUAGGAAACGAUGACCUGCUGGAAGUCUUCAACACGGGAAAUCUUCAACCGGGCACCUUCAUCGUCAAGUACAAGAUCCAGGCUGUCCCGGAAUUCCAGCAUCACUUUAAGCAGCUCAACCUGACCAACAAAAACCCAUGGUUUCGGCAGGCGGUGGGAAAAUACUUACAAUGCGACAACCACGACUGUUUGGAGAAUGUCUUGGCAUCUUACGUCACAUCGGGGUCCCAGAUCGUGCCGCUCAUAUACGAUUCCGUGUGGACGUUCGCGAAUGCAGUAGCGAGUCUUCUGGCAGAAAGAUGUCCGAAUCGAAAGGGUCAGGAAGCGCUCAGGUGCUUCAAACAUCACCGCGAUUUCUUUUUCGGCCAUUUGAAGACAGUCAGUGACGGCGUCACCAAGAAGUCGAAGAAAUUCGACGAUGACGGUUUCGUUAACGGGCUUCUCAGCAUCGACCAGAUCGUCAGCUCCUCCAAACACACGAGGCCUCAAUUUGACGAGGUCGCCACGUUCGACACGAUGGCAAAGCAGUUGAAGAAAAUCAAGGAUUUUUCGGUGGAGUACUUCAAGUUUGACCCGGCGAUUCUGGCGAUAGACUAUAAAUGCCAGAAACCGUGCGCCCGCGACGAGUACAUGGCGGGCACCAGCAAGAGCAUUAAUCAGGCGGAGUGCUGCUGGGUGUGCAAGAAGUGCCUCGACAACGAACGGGUCUCCGACGACGGCAAGCACUGCGAGGAAUGCCCCCAUUUCCACUGGCCGGCGCAUUUGGAAAAGGAGAGCGUGUGCCUGCCGUUGCCUACGGAUUACUUCUCUUGGUACGAUCCUUUGCCGGCCACACUGAUCGUUGUGUCCCUCGUUGGGGUUAUUUUCGCAGUGUGCUUGAUUCUUAUCUAUUGGUUCAACCGCAAGCUCGACAUCAUCAAGGCAUCAAGUAUUGAACUCAGCAUCGUUCAGCUUGUUUCCAUAAUUAUUGGCUACGUCGCCGUUCCUGUCUUUCUGCAGAAGCCCUCCGUCGUUACCUGUAGCAUCGCCCAUUGUUUUUUCUCACUGAGCUUCAAUAUCUUGUACCUGGGGAUGCUGAUCAAGGCCGUGCGCGUGUUCAGAAUCUUCCAGACGUGCCGGAACGAAAUGAGGAUCAAGUACACAAGCCCAACGUUUCAGCUAAUUAUGACGCUGUCAUUUGUCGUACUUGAGGUAAGGAUCAUUGUGACCGGUUCUAUUUGCCCUACUUGA